Molecule: messenger RNA, 396 nt
Organism: Hydatigera taeniaeformis
Lineage: Eukaryota; Metazoa; Platyhelminthes; Cestoda; Cyclophyllidea; Taeniidae
Source: the annotation of a GenBank genome assembly
AUGCGUCUUCACUACGGGACAGGCGCACGUCGUGGGGAUGGUUGGGUGAGGUCAAUGGAACUCCGCUAUUCCGAAGCUGACAAUCGGGAAAGUUGCGUUGGAGACGAAAUUGCGGCAGUGGAUUAUGGAUCAGAGGCCCAGCAUUUAUCACCACAACCGCAUGGAAGUGAAUGGGAGAUUGAAGAGCAACUCUGUGCGCCUAACUUGGUACAAAUGAAAGGAAUUACUGUGCUAUCGACUGACAUCUUAAAACUGACUCAUGUCGCAGUCAUGUCUGGUCUGUUGCCCCCGGGGGCUCGAAGACGUAAAUGUGGGAGCCGGAUGGCCUAUUCCGACCCGGAUGUCGCGGUUGUCGUUCACACCGAAUUUCAUCAGGCCAUUGCCACCAUCCUAUAG